Rhincodon typus (whale shark) is the source of this 1919-nucleotide messenger RNA. Its product is annotated as late histone H2A.2.2-like. The record is from RefSeq and is a predicted model, not a curated record. Lineage: Eukaryota; Metazoa; Chordata; Chondrichthyes; Orectolobiformes; Rhincodontidae. Gene Ontology annotation, molecular function: structural constituent of chromatin; protein heterodimerization activity; DNA binding. Gene Ontology annotation, cellular component: nucleosome. Bases 22 to 477 code for a protein of 151 amino acids. The transcript has a single exon.
GAAGAGCUCGGUGAGAGGAAGAUGUCGGGACGAGGGAAGAGCAGCGGCGGUAAAGCCCGGGCUAAGGCCAAGACGAGGUCGUCGCGGGCCGGCUUGCAGUUCCCGGUCGGCCGGGUGCAUCGCCUGCUGCGCAAAGGCAACUACGCGGACCGGGUGGGGGCCGGCGCCCCGGUUUACCUGGCGGCCGUGCUCGAGUACCUGACCGCCGAGAUCCUCGAGCUGGCGGGAAACGCGGCCCGGGACAACAAGAAAUCUCGCAUCAUCCCCCGGCACCUGCAGCUCGCCAUCCGUAACGACGAGGAGCUCAACAAGCUGCUGGGGGGAGUCACCAUCGCCCAGGGAGGCGUCCUGCCCAACAUCCAGGCCGUGCUGCUGCCUAAGAAAUCUGGCUCGGGCCCGGCCAUUGGCGGCGGAGGAGGUGGAGGAGGCGGCAAGAGCGGUGGCAAGAAGAGCUCUCAGCAAUCGCAGGAGUUCUAGAUCCUUCUCUGUUGCCCCGUCCUCUUUUCACCACAAAAAAAAACUCUCCAACACACUCUCUCCCAUUCCCCGUAUUUGUGUUCUCUUCUUAAACCCCUCCCCACCACCAACCACAUCUCAAUUUCCCCAAUUCUCUCUGCCUGCCCUAUUUCUUCUCCCGACUCCUAAAUUUCCCCAACACUGCCAUUGACCCCCUCAAAUUCCGCCGCUAAUUUUCUCCCCGACUCCUCCCCUCUUCCUCCUCCCCCAAAUUCCCCUCAACUCUACUAUCCUCCCUCUUCCCCCACCCCCGACUUUAACUUUGAUUUCCUCCUUCCUCACCUGUUCCCUUCCCCACAUCCCACACCCUGCACUUGCCCUCAUUCACUUCACCCUGAUUCCCUUCCUUCUCUCUUGUACCCUGCUAUUUUUCAUCCUAUUUUGUGUACUCUUUUCUCCCUUAACUGCAAGAAAAUCACAAGAUGGACAUUGUGACAGACUUUAAAACCUUCCCCCAUCAAUGGCCCUUCUCAGGGCCACUCACACAUGAACGCAAGGGGUUCCUGGCAUUUGUAUGUUUUCUGUUUUAUUUUUGUGGUCAAGAUUGUCCUUUUUUAUUUGGAGAAAUUUUCAGUGAAUUUCUUGAUUCAUCUAAGUCUUUGUUUUGGGGGUUGGUGGAUAGUGCAUUUAUCAGUUACAUGGGUUGGAUUUAUUAUGGGAUUUAGUCAGUUUUCUUUUUCUCUAAGUUUGCCUUAAACUUUUUGCAAUGGGAGGGUUGUGUUUUUUUAAUGCUUCACUGAAGACUUCAGUAUUCGCUUGGGGUGGAGAUGUUUUCUUACUCAAGUCUGACAAGAUAGCUGUGUUGAGCUGCAGGCUGUUGGCAACUUUUGUCCUGUUGCAGCAAGGCAGUUCAUUAGAUUAUUUUUGAGAUGUCUCAAGACUUGUAAUUGAAAUGUGCUUGUCCCAAUAUAAUUGUAGCCUUUACAGUUCAGUAGUAAAUGAGUUGUGUAACCUCAACUGUAACUGUUCAAAUCAACCUUUUUUCUCUGACAAAUGUGGUGCUACCUCAAGUAUCCAGCUACAUUUACAUUUGAGGUUUCCUGUAUAAUGUCAAGAUUACUGUUCUGGCUUGUCCUUAAUGCAAGUAAUUUGAUUUCAAACUGCAUAUUAAGUUUAGUCAAGAUUAGAGAUGAGAUUAAUUUUUGAAAACUGAGUAAAGCUGCCUUUUUAGUAGGUGUGCAGCGGCAUUUUGUAGACUGUUUUGGCACAUGUAUAACUGAAUUCUACACUGAUUUUUUUUUGGAAACCUGUUUGAACUGUCUUUAGAUACAACAGUGGCAUUCCAUGUAUAUAAAAGUGAAACAAUUUGUCUGGUCUGCUCUUUGCCAAGCUAUUUGACUUGGGUGGGUGAGAGGAGAUUUUAGUCAGUUCAGAAUAAAGAUUUACCUAUUUACUUUUUGAAA